Molecule: messenger RNA, 1339 nt
Organism: Setaria italica (foxtail millet)
Lineage: Eukaryota; Viridiplantae; Streptophyta; Magnoliopsida; Poales; Poaceae
Exons: 2
Coding region: 179-1291 (370 amino acids)
Source: RefSeq, a predicted model, not a curated record
GGCUCAGAAACAACCGCAAAGCGCACAGCAUCCUCUCAUCAUACCCUCCAUAUAGACCUUCCUGUCUCUGAUCACUGGUCACUCUCUCGCUCGGCCUCCGCCAGUCCGCCACCCUCUCAAACCAACCCGACCCACGCGCGUGCACCGGCGCACGCGCGCGCGCGCCACGAGCGCGACGAUGCCUCCCCUCCACCGCGGCGCGCGCACCAUCCUGCUCCUCCUCCACUACGUGGCCGCCUCCCACCUCCUGCCGUGCGCGCCGGCGACCCACCGCGCCGCCGCGGCACGGUUGCCGGACCCGGCGCCGCUCGACCCGGCGCUGAUCUUCCCCUCGGCGACGCCCGUGCAGCCCGCCGCCGCCAUUGCCGGGGGCACGAUCCCGGCGUUCCCGGAGCAGUCGGACUCCCUGGCGGGGUCCUCGGCCACGUGCCCGCUCGCCCCGUCCCCGGCGCUCAUCCCGGCCGUGCGGUCCUCCUGCGACGCCGACGACGGCAAGCUCCCGCCGAGGCUGCGCUGCUGCCCCGCGCUGGCCGCGUGGCUUUUCGCCGCCUACGCGCCCACCGCACUGUCGCAGCGCCCGCCCGCGAGGUCGACCCCGGCCGCGGCCGCCGUGGACAUGCCGCUGCCGCCGGACGACUCCGAGGCGUGCGCCGGCGCCGCCGACCGCGCGCUGCGUGCGGGGGGCGCGUCGCUCCCGCGCCCACCGGGCGGGAACGGGACGUGCGACGUGGCGUUCUGCUACUGUGGGGUGAGGCUGAGGCGGCUGGCGUGCGGACCCGCGCCGGCGGACGGCGGGCUGUGGGCCCCGGCGGACGAGGUGGCGAGGAGGCUGGAGAAGGACUGCGCGCAGGCGGGGACGCCCGGCUGCUCCAAAUGCCUUCGUGCUCUUGCCACGAUAAAGCCCAAUACUCCCGGUGGUGGCACGGAGGCAGUGAAGGGGAAGAGCCAGGCCGCCGGCCCCGGCCGGUCGAGCGAGAGCGACGACCGGGACUGCGAGCUUAUGGGGCUCAUGUGGCUGCUGCAGCGCAACGCCACGCGCUACGGCGCGGCGGCCACGGCCGUGAUCCAGGCCCUGAUGGCCGUCGACGAGGCGUCCGCCGCGGGUGUCGCGGUGGCGGCGGCCGACGCGGGCCCGGCCGCGGCGUGCUCGCUCCCCGUGGACGACAUGCCCCUCCCCGCCGAGUACGCGCAGCUCAACGGGGCCGCCAGCGGCACGUCUGGCGCCUGCUGCUUCCACCUGGUUCUGCUGCUUGCCGUUCUGAUGAGCUUCCGUGUUGUCUCCUCGCUGUAGCACUGGCUUAUUGAUGAAUUUAAUUUUGGCAUAUGGUUCGUUCAUUGA